Molecule: messenger RNA, 1297 nt
Organism: Cydia amplana
Lineage: Eukaryota; Metazoa; Arthropoda; Insecta; Lepidoptera; Tortricidae
Product: odorant receptor 46a-like
Exons: 8
Coding region: 25-1233 (402 amino acids)
Biological process (GO): sensory perception of smell; detection of chemical stimulus involved in sensory perception of smell
Cellular component (GO): plasma membrane
Molecular function (GO): olfactory receptor activity; odorant binding
Source: RefSeq, a predicted model, not a curated record
UUUGGUACAUGCAAAACUCACGUCAUGACAACCACGUAUUCUACAUUCGAAGCUUUCAGGCCCCAUUUCAACGCGCUCGCCAAUGUGGCCUAUUUCAAGAUAGUCCCUAAACCAUCGUCUGGAUUAAAGCAUACAUUGCACACCGCAUAUCGCGCGUUUGUAUGGUUUUUGGUUAUAAUUUACAACUUGCAGCAUGUCAUACGCGUUAUUCAGGCACGCCACAGCACGGAGCAAGUAGUGAACUCGCUGUUCGUUCUUCUGACCACGUUCAACACGCUGGGGAAGCAGAUGGCUUUCAACUCGCGCGUCGAGCGCAUGGACCGACUCAUCGCUACUAUAGAAGGACCUCUGUUCACGGCUUGUAACGCCUACGACGAGAAGGUGUUGCGCAGUAACGCUUGGAUCAUGUCUCGAAUGCUGAUGAUGUACCACGGUUCUAUCUACCUAUGCGGCGCCAUGUGGGGGAUCUCCCCGCUGGUUACCAAGCUUUCGGGCGAGGUGGAACUCACUGGGUACUUCCCGUUCGACACCAGCGACUGGAUAGGGUUUGGAAUAGCAGUAGCAUUCAACACAAUAGCGAUAACAUUGCAAGGCUACGGCCAUGUGACUAUGGACUGCACGAUCGUUUCCCUGCACGCCCAGACCAAGACCCAGCUGCAGAUGUUGCGCAACAGUCUCGAACACCUGGUGGACCCUGUGGGAGAGACGGGGAGGGAAAUACGUGUUCGGUCGACGGAUUAUAAGGAUAUUGAAGAUCCAGCGUUCGGGGUGGUGCUGAAGAAAAGACUAACGCGCUGUGUAGAGCACUACAAACUGAUAGUGUGGUUCCACUGUGAGGUAGAAGCGCUGUUCGCCGAGGCUCUGAUGUUCCAGUUUUUUGUUGUUGCCUGGGUAAUUUGCAUGACAGUUUACAAGAUCGUUGGUUUAAGUUUGCUUUCGGCGGAAUUUUUUAGCAUGUUUGUGUAUCUCGGCUGCAUGAUGGGACAGCUUUUCAUCUAUUGUUACUAUGGGACUCAGGUCAAGGCUGAGAGCGAGUUUAUCAACCACUCUAUCUACCGGUGCGAUUGGGUGUCGCUCUCGCCCCGGUUCCGCGCACUGCUGUUAAUCCUGAUGUCAAGAGGUAUGCGGCCCGUGGCGCCGCGCAUCGCCCGCAUCAUCCCCAUGUCUCUCGAGACCUACAUUUCGGUGCUGCGCUCAUCUUACACGCUGUUCACGUUUUUAGAACGAAAGUAAACAAACUAUAGUUAUCUUCAAUCAAUCGUAACAUUUGCAACAGCUGUUGUUGGUUACGUUAGCA